Molecule: messenger RNA, 1043 nt
Organism: Paramecium pentaurelia
Lineage: Eukaryota; Ciliophora; Oligohymenophorea; Peniculida; Parameciidae
Source: the annotation of a GenBank genome assembly
AUGAAUAAAUAACAUAUUCCAGCAAAAGCAUAAGAAAAAAUAUUUGGUUUAAUACUGAAACGACCAGAUAAUUUAGUGUGUGCUGAUUGUGCUACAAAAGGUCCUAGAUGGGUUAGUUUGGAUUAUGGUAUAUUUAUUUGUAUGGAUUGUGCAGGUAAUUUAGUAAUUAUUAUUAUGAUAGGUGCUCACAGAACUUUGGGUCCAAGUGUUACACGAGUAAGAUCAACAAAUAUAGAUGGAUGGUAUUAGGAAAAUAUUGAUAUUAUGGAAUCUAUUGGAAAUGCAACAGCAAAUUCAUAUUGGGAAAAUACAAUGCCUAAGGAUUAUGUGUAAUAUAUUAUUUCUAAUAUAUAAUAUAGCAAACCAACAAUUAAUACAGGAUUAGAUUCUUUAAUUCGAUUUGUUUAAGAGAAAUAUAUCAAGAAGAGAUUUAUACCUUAAUAAUAAUGUCUUGAUCCAAAAUAAUAAUAUAUGUUAACCAAAACGUAUAUAAAAUUUAAUAACAAUUUAGUACUGUUAAACCUUUCUAUUUUAGAAUAGAAACUAAAUAAGAAUAACCAAAAGUUAAAUUAGGUGAUUUGAUUGAUUUAAAUGAGUAAUUUGACAAUUUUUGUGUUAAAGACACUAAAAUAGAAAUAGUGCAUGGAAGUAAUACAUAAUAUGGAACAACUCAUUCUUUAUCACCAGAAAAAGAUAAUACAGAUUUUAAUUAGACAAAAUAAUAAGUAAAUCAUGUAAUGCAUUCAUCGCCAUAACUUGAUAUAUUGAAUCUAUAUAAACCAGAUUAAUAAUAGAAAUAAUAAAUGCAAUCAUAAUAAACCAUCCCUUAAAAGAAUGCUAAUUAUGCUUACUUACAGAAUUUAGGAUAGCAAUAAUAAUAAUAUAAUUAUCAAUAAUACUAAAAUAAUAAUACAAAUUUCAAUUAAUAAUAAUAAUAAUUUUAAUAAAAUCUAUUUCUAUAGUAAUAAACUAAUCAAAUUUAAUAAUAAUAAUAAUAUAAAUAAAAUGGACCCAUUAACAUUAUGGAAUUAUAUCAAAGAUGA